This is a messenger RNA of Nematostella vectensis (starlet sea anemone), 2799 nucleotides long. RefSeq names its product leucine-rich repeat-containing protein 49. Gene Ontology annotation, molecular function: protein binding. Bases 127 to 2565 code for a protein of 812 amino acids. NCBI's taxonomy places the organism in Eukaryota, Metazoa, Cnidaria, Anthozoa, Actiniaria, Edwardsiidae. The record is from RefSeq and is a predicted model, not a curated record. The transcript is spliced from 20 exons.
UAACUAAUUUCAAACCAAAAUGGCGCCCAUCUCAUAGCCAAAUUAUAGGUUGUUGUUUGUAUUUAUUUGUAAAACUUACGCAGGAAUCAGGUGAUUCAUCCCAGGUUUACAUUAGCGUCUUGUAAAAUGUAUCACCAUCCUAGCCGGGCAGCCAAGACAGGACGGGUUGUCGCAAGAGAUGGUGCUAAUAUCGGGUUACAUUAUAGCUUGCAAGCUCAGGCAACUCCUGUUGUUGAAAGACCGUCAUCUAAACAGUCCAUAGAUUGGAAGCAUGGCCGAGACUCUGCCUCUCCUUCAAGGCCCACCUCAGCGACACAGAUGAACAGCAAAUAUAGAAGCAAACCAGGCUCUCCAUUAUCCGAUGACAAGUUAGCUCCUGAUAGAGCACCAUCUGUCUUGCAAUACUCUCGCUCCACCACCGACACAUCUAUGGGGUCUCGGCAGCAGAACUACGCCACCCCCUCCUUCCAUGAGCUGCACAAGGUGCAAAAACAAGUUCUACAGCCAUCAUCAGUUUACAAUUCAGACAACCAGCCCACAGCAAACCAGAACAGCAGGGAGGGUACAGACACGGAGGAUGACAGGGCGGGGCAGCAGAUGCGCCCAUCACUCAGUGCUGGGUCACAGGCAAGGCCCACUAAGAACCAAGUGUUUCUUCCAGGUGAUCGGGUGAUUUUCGCCGAAUCGCCUUCGGCACCGGGCAUUCCGAUCGUGUAUCGACUACCCGAAGAAAGACAGGCCAACCCUGAUCGGCUAAAUUUGGAUAGGCGGCGAUUGACCGUGUGCCCCAUCUUGGAAGGCGAAGACAACUUGCGCCUGCUCAAUUUCCAGCACAACUUAAUUCGUAAUAUCCAGCACCUUGCCAACUUGCGCCGACUUAUUUUCCUGGACAUUUAUGACAACCAAAUAGAGGAGAUAUCUGGACUAUCGAGCCUAAAGUCAUUACGAGUACUUAUGCUUGGAAAAAAUAGAAUACGAAAAAUUAAUAACUUGGAAGCUCUGACAAAACUAGACGUCUUGGACUUACACGGGAAUAGGAUAAGCAAGAUCGAGAAUCUAAGCCACUUGACGGAGCUCCGCGUGCUUAAUCUCGCAGGAAACGAGAUCCUUAAAGUAUGUAACAUCAGUGGGAUGCGCUCUCUGGCAGAACUCAACCUGAGACGGAACAAGAUUUGUACAGUGGAGGAAGUGGAUCGUCUUAGUAAUUUACAGCGACUUUUCCUGAGCUUCAAUUGCAUUUCGAGGUUUGAAGACAUAAACUGCCUCACGCGUUCAACGUCAAUCACCGAGCUGUCCCUUGACGGCAACCCUUUCGCUAGUGACGUCACGUACAAGCAGACAGUUCUGAAGAGCGUUACAUGCUUACGACAGCUUGACAUGAAGAGAAUUACAGAGGAGGAACGGCGCAUUGCCAUGGUGAUGGCUCGGAAGGAGGAAGAGAAGAAAAAAGAAGUGAACAAGCUAGCGGUUUUGAAGAGCUAUAUCUUCCUCCCUCACCAUCUGACCAAAGGCGAAAUCAAGGAAAAGAGACGCAUCGCUAUCAACAACGCACAGAGGCAAUGGGAGCUCACGCAAGCCAAGACGUCCAACAGUAAUCUCGGUUCUCAUCAAAUACGCUCUCCUGUCAGGUCUAAUGGCUCACCCCUGAAUGACGCCCCCGUCUCGCAGGCGUCUAGCAGCUCCGGCGUCUCGUCCAUCACAACAGACGCCAACGACAAUAACACAUCUCCCGAAACCUCCCCCCUUAGUAUCUGCCACCUCGCGGAGCUAGACGGGGAGACGCUGUAUCUUUACGGCCCAGGCUCCUUGGACGCGCUCGACCGGAACUGGGGCGCACAGGCCGUGAACUCGGUAUCCGUCAUCUCAUUCAAGUUCAUCGAGUACGAUGCCAUCGUUCCGCACUUCCAUAAGAUUGGCACACGCUUCCCUUCACUCGUGGGUUUAAUCUUCACCGAAACAAGCAUCAAUAAUCUACAGCAAAUCAACGCCCUUGCUAUGCUCAGGAGACUGGAAACGCUCGUCAUCCACACAGACAGGAAUCCCGUCACUGAAUUUACGCUUUGGAGACCCUACGUGCUGUUUAGACUCGCGCAUCUGUCACUCACGAAGAUCAAUGACAUCGAGGUGACAGCGGCCGACAAAGUUAAUGCCGAGAAGCUGUUUGGAAACCUUGCACAUCUAACUACCUCGCAACUCCCGCAGUCUCGUCUUCUCACGUUACUCGGGGAUUCAAAGAGAAGAGGUGUUGACGAUAAGGCAAAGAAGACGGAGGGCAAACACGAAAGGACCUCAUCAAAUGAGUCUGUCGGGAGAAUCGGCCUUCAGUACUGGCCAGUCGGUCUCAACCAGAAGCAGGCAGAGGAAACUGAGUCGAGGAAAACAUUCGCAGAAAAUUACAUCAAAGAGAUUACCCAGAAUUCCAUACUGGUUGACCGGAAGCAGAAGCGACUUGACACCAUAUUACCCAACCUAUUUAGCGAACUUAUCCAAAAAGCCGUCAUAGACUUGAACGAUAGAGAUAAAUGUAUGGAAAGAGCUUUUGACAGUAUACGACAAAGAAAAUAACGGCUAACCACGUGACGCAUCUUAUUAUGCUAAUUAGCGUUCUCCCGCGGCCGCAGCGAGAGCUGGGUAAAAUACUCCCAAUAAGGAAUACGCCGCUAAGCCUGGAACUCAUUCGAAUUUGUCUAAUGUCAGUGAUUGCCCCCACUGGCAUGUAAAAAAACUAUAUUUAUUGUUUAUGAAUUAUCAUAGAGUGUUUUAAUUUAGUAAAAAAUGAAAGAAAAGUUAUGAAGAGAA